This is a messenger RNA of Onthophagus taurus, 1313 nucleotides long. RefSeq names its product F-box/LRR-repeat protein 20. The record is from RefSeq and is a predicted model, not a curated record. Gene Ontology annotation, biological process: SCF-dependent proteasomal ubiquitin-dependent protein catabolic process. Gene Ontology annotation, molecular function: protein binding. Lineage: Eukaryota; Metazoa; Arthropoda; Insecta; Coleoptera; Scarabaeidae. Gene Ontology annotation, cellular component: SCF ubiquitin ligase complex.
AGAAUUGUCAAAUAUCCUAAUAGACAAACACAGUAAAACGUAAAAUUGAAUAAAUUCGUUUUAAAACGGUUACAAGAUUAAAAUUUAUUAGAUAUACGUUAAUAACGAAGUUAUUAUAGAAAUGAGUUCACCGAAGAAAAAAAUUAAAUUGGAUCAUACAGAGGCUGUUGAAGAUCAUUUUUCGGUUUUACCUCAUAACGUCUUGGUGAAUAUCUUCAAAUAUUUGGACUUUAAAUCAGUCUAUUCGUGUUCAACGAUCUGUGCAGCCCUAAAUAAGGCUUCAAAUGAAAAUGUGUUAUAUGAAAAAGUGAAGUUUAAGUAUAACAUGGAUAAGAACUUACUGAUGAAUUAUUUAACAAAGCUCAACAAUCCUAAACACUUUGAAGUACAAUAUAGGUUUUGUUAUAACGAUUCCGAUCUACAGGAAGAAGAUGAAGAGUUGUUUAAUGAAUAUGUUAAAGAGGUUCUGACUAAAUUUAAUGAGCAUUUUGUUUCUAUACAUUUUGAAAAUUGUAGGAAUGAGAAUAUUUUGGAAUUAAUAGGAAAUUGUACAAAUCUAAAAGAUGUAACAUUCUUCCAAUGUAAAGGUUCCUUCCAAUUUUUAACAAAUCUAACCAAUUUAAGCCAUAUAGAGUUGGUACAAUGUUUUAUUUCAAAUCAAGCGGUUAUUGACUGUUUAGAAAGAAAUUCUAGUUUAAAAAAAUUGUAUUUAUCUAGUAAUUCUCAUGUAAUGGCGUCAGAGGUUUGCGAAAGUCUGGCAAAAUAUAACAUAAACCUUGAAAAUCUUCACUUGGCAGAAAGAACCGCUGUGAGACCAAAAGGUUUUCGAUCGUUGGGGAGAUGUUUUAAAUUAAAAUCAUUAGAGAUGUCAGCUGGAUUACAUCAUAGUGAUCCAGAAGAUGCACUUGAGCAUAUAGCAGCUGGUUGCCCACGUUUAGAAAAGUUAGUUUUAUAUGGUUGGAAAAAAAUAACGGAUGAUAAAUUAAUGCCCAUUCUUCAUUCUUGUACCCAAAUUAAAGAAUUGGAUUUUAGGGAUGUUAAUAUAACCAUUAAAAGUUGUAAGGAAGCUGCAUUAUCAUUACCAUUGUUGAAAUAUUUAGAUGUGUUCAAGUGUAAUAGAAUAAAAAAUAAUGAAGUUAUAAAGUUACAACAAGAUUUUAAAGAUAUUAUUAUAAAUAGCAAAAAAACUUAAUACUUUAUUUAAAUUUUUAUUUAUAUCAAGAUCAAGGUUAGAGUGAAUGGAAGAAGAAAAUGUUGUCGAUAAUGUGUUCUAUUUUUUAUUAAUUUAAUAUUUAGCUUCUAUUUAAUUUUAU